UGGGACAGGGAGGGGUGGGUGCCCUGGGCCUCCAGGCAGCCCCGGAGGGCUGGGCCGGGAGGCGACUCUAUCAGCCUCUCGUUUCUGAGACAAGACCUCCAUUAGGACGCGUCUGGAGUUGAGAGCUUGGGUUGGAGAUUGAACGCGUUGUGACCCUUAAAAUCCCAAGGACGGACAUGUUCCCUGAGGCGCGAGGCCAGAGGGGGGGAGGAGGGGGCGCAGGGGUCCAGCGCUUGGUGGGCACAGAGGAGGCGGCCGGGCGCAGGGCGGGGCAGCUGCCCAUCCUGGCAGGAGGAUGGGAGGUGACCUUGGGCUCAGAGGCCUGGCGGUCACCGUGGUGGGUCCCCUGCCCUUGGACAGGAGGACAGAUUGGCUGGGGUGGGAGCGGGAAACGGGUGAACAAAGGGGCAAGUGUCGUUUUGGUUGCGAGUGGCAGGUUGUGGAAACACGAGGUGUUUGUGUCCACAUGCGGGAGGGAGGAAGGGCCCCUGAGGGGAGCCUCUGAGGGGCCGGGGUCCUGAGCACGGGAGGAGGGCUGUUUGGCUGUGACAGGAGGGAGGAGAGGAAGGAGUGUGUGUGUGUGUGUGUGUGUGUGUUCACGUGUGUGUGUGAGUGGAGGUGUGGGGUUCCUGCUCGGUUUCUGUGCACCUGUGCUGGAGGCUGAGGCCCGGAGCCGAGCAGAGGGGCUGGGGGCUGCGGAGAGGAGGCCUGAGGAGCCCCCAGAGGGCAGGACAGCCGGCUUCACAGACAUGUGCAGGGCGCCCGGCCAUGGCCAGAGUAGGAGCUGGGUGCCGGAGAGGCACGCUGGUCACCCCCCUUCCCCGGUGCUGGCGGGUCUGGGGGCUGGGGUUCCGAGCUGGGCCCCGGGAGGGAGCGGGGAGGGUGUUGAGCCUGUGGGGUCAAGGCCGGGCACGCUGGGAGCCCGCAGACAGCCGGGGCCGGGGCCGUCCUCGUCCUCGUGCAGAGCAUCGGGCCUCCGGGCCCGUGUGCCGUCUGCCAGCCCGCAGUGGCUGUGCUCAGGGUCCCGGGUCCUGGUCUCUUCCAGCCCGUGCGGGUGCGCCGGCUUCUGCGCCCCUUCUUUCUGAUGCAGAACUCCUCCAUGAUGAAGAAGACGCUCAAGUGUGUCAGGUGGUCGCUGCCAGAGAUGGCCAGGACGACAGGCGGGACAGGCAGCGGCUGACCUACUUCCGCAACCUGCCCGAGGCUCUGACCUCCCUCCUGGUGUUGCUCACCACCGCCAACAACCCUGAUGUGAUGAUUCCUGCCUAUUCCAAGAACCGGCUCUACGCCAUCUUUUUCAUAGCCUUCACCCUGAUAGGGAGCUUGUUUCUGAUGAACCUGCUGACGGCCAUCAUCUACAAUCAGUUCCGGGGCUACCUGAUGAAGUCUCUGCAGACCUCACUGUUGCGGAGGCGCCUGGGCAUCCGGGCUGCCUACAAGGUCCUCUCGUCCAUGACGGCAGAGGGAGAAGCCCACCCCGAGGGAGUCGGGGUGAAGCCCCAGGACUUCCUGCAGGUGCUUCAGAAAGUCCAGCUGGACAGUGACCACAAACAGGCCAUCACGGAGAAGCUGCAUUCCCGCAGUGGGGACCUGCUGUCAGCUGGCGAGUUUCAGAAGCUCUUCGAUGAGUUUGACAAAAGGGUGAUUAAAGAGCACCCGCCGCGGCCCGGGUACCGGUCUCCGUUUCUGCAGAGCGCCCAGUUCCUCUUCGGCCACCACUACUUUGACUACCUGGGCAACCUCAUGGCCCUUGGAAACCUCGUGACCAUCUGCGUGUUCCUGGUGUUGGAUGCACAUGUGCUGCCCAAGGACCGUGACGACUUCGUGCUGGGGCGACUGAUGCUGCUGGGAGCCAGGAGGUUCCGUCAGGGAAGGACACUGCCCGGUGUCCCCAGGAGAUUGGACCAGAGGGGCCAGGUUGGAGGCGGAGACCCCCGAGGAGGUAUUCUCAGCUGCGUCUUCAUCCUGUACUACCUGCUGGAGAUGCUGCUCAAGGUGUUUGCUCUGGGCCUGCGGGGGUACCUGGUCUCCUCCAGCAAUGUGUUCGACGGGCUACUCACCGCCGUCCUGCUGGUUUUGGAGAUCUCAACUCUGGCUGUGUACCGCUUCCCACACCCGGGCUGGAAGCCGGAGGCGCUGGGCCUGCUGUCGCUGUGGGACGUGACCCGGCUGGUGAACGUGCUCGUAGCCUUCCGUUUCUUGCGCAUCAUUCGCAGCGUGGAGCUGAUGGCUGUGGUGGCUAGUACCAUCCUGGACCUGAUCAGAAACAUGCGGGCUUUCGGCGGGAUCCUGGCGGUGGUCUACUACGUCUUUGCCAUCGUUGGCAUCAUCCUGUUCCGAGGUGUCAUCGUGGCUCCUGGAAACAGCAGCCUGGCCCCUGACAACGGCUCCGCGCCCUGUGGGAGCUUCGAGCAGCUGGAGUACUGGACCAACAACUUUGACGACUUUGCCGCCGCGCUGGUCACUCUGUGGGACGUGAUGGUCGUGAACAACUGGCAGGUGUUCCUGGACGCCUUCCGGCGCUACGCAGGCCCGUGGUCCAAGAUCUAUUUUGUGUUGUGGUGGCUGGUGUCGUCCGUCAUCUGGGUCAACCUGUUCCUGGCUCUGAUUCUGGAGAACUUCCUUCACAAGUGGGACCGCCGCAGUCACCUGCAGUCCCUCACAGGGGACCUAGAGGCCACCUCUGAGGUGACCGUGGAGCUCCUGUUCAGGGAUGUCCUGCAGGAGCCCACGGAGGAAGAGCUGGCAGAGAAGCUGAGCCACCACCCGCACCUGCAGCUGUGCAGGUGACGUCCAGGCGCCUUCCCGGCUGGGGCGGCGGCAGGUGAUGCGGCCUCGGGAUGGGCGCUGGCCGGGGGAGGAGGCGGCCGCGGCCCACUGGAGAGGUUGGUCCCUUGGGCAGAGCCACCGUGCGUGCCGACUCUGGGACACACGCAGGCCCUGGUUUGCAGCCGAGCUGGACCACCUCCGCGGCCCCUCAGGCGCUGUCCGUGCCACUUUCUUUUUAUAAGCUGCUUCCCUGAGACUUAUUUUUCUAAAUAUUGAAAGAGGGUGACUGGGAGGGAGAUGCAGUGGCCCUCCCCCUGGGCCCUGGGAUUUCCGUGGUGCCUUCACUGCUGGUGGCCUUCAGGGACCAGAGGCCCACGUGGGGCCCGCACAGGCCAACCGGCAGCUUUCCAGGGCGUUAAGCUUGGGAUCCUGGUUUUACAUGAUAAGAAUCUGGACUGUGUUUUAUUAUUUUAUGGCUCGUGUGAGUGUGAUUGGGUGCGUUUCUUUAUGGGUGCGAAUGCCAAUCAUCUUCAUCAAUAAGUCUUGCAAAGAAGGAGGUGGUCAUCCUUAUUCCGACACGACUGUGCUUCUCUGGAACGGGGCCACCCGGUCUCAGCCUGUCAGAAGCCAGUGCUGUGGUUGGACCAGCCCUUGUGGUUCGUACUGUGUUAGCAAGAUGCCUUUCAGCAACCACCGUCAGGAAACUUUGAAAAAAUAAAGGUUUAUUACUUACGAGACCUGGAAAUUACAUAGUACACCUGGGGCCACACAGCGAGGUCUCGGGUAGAGAGAGAGAGAGUGUGGGCCUGGGGUUAUGCUUUUGUGGGGGUCGAGGGUUUCAGGGGCUCACUCUUUAUUGGUGAAUUUAAAACAUAAGAGCAGGAAUUUAAAGCCAAGGAAGAAAAAAAAAAGUGGUCCAAAUGGUCAGUUAUCAAACUCAACCAAGAUUUCUAAAAUAAAUGAGCCUCAGUGGAGGAAGGUGGCCUGGCUCUUUAUCUCAUCGAGCGGCUGCCAAUGUGUUUAUUUGAGAUAGCCGUGUUUGAAGUGGACGCCUCUGCAAUCAAAGCUUAAGACAGGUACUUGCAUUACAGAAAAGAAGAAAACAACUGUCGGGGCUUAACACUACCCCGGGUAUGGUUGUGUAGGUUGUGCACUGCACAAGGGUACCUGGCUGCAAGGGUGUGUCCUGGCAUUGACUGUCUACCCCAGGAGGGGGACAUCUUUUUCUAAUUUGCAUAAAGACAUGUAUAAGUCA
Messenger RNA from Orcinus orca (killer whale), 4024 nucleotides. It is a transcript of the gene TPCN2, whose product is annotated as two pore segment channel 2. Gene Ontology annotation, molecular function: voltage-gated channel activity; monoatomic ion channel activity. Gene Ontology annotation, biological process: monoatomic ion transport; transmembrane transport. Gene Ontology annotation, cellular component: lysosomal membrane. The record is from RefSeq and is a predicted model, not a curated record. Bases 769 to 2790 code for a protein of 673 amino acids. The transcript is spliced from 20 exons. Lineage: Eukaryota; Metazoa; Chordata; Mammalia; Artiodactyla; Delphinidae.